Messenger RNA from Dermacentor albipictus, 1631 nucleotides. The record is from RefSeq and is a predicted model, not a curated record. Lineage: Eukaryota; Metazoa; Arthropoda; Arachnida; Ixodida; Ixodidae.
GCACAGAACACACCUACCGAGCUGGUGGCGGUGAGGGAAAGAAUGAUUCGAAGGUGGGGUACAUACUAAUCGCAUGUGUGCUACUCCUGCUUCUCAUCGGAUUGAUCUAUUUUAUUGGAUUUUCUGGAAGUUCAAGUGUGGAGCCAACCAGUGGGGAGGCAGGAGGCAGCGGUGGCGGCGGUGGCGGUGACUCCGGAAGCUACUCGGGUGGGGGCGCGUAUCAAGCACGGCCUCCGACCACGAAAGGCACUGCAACUGACCCUGGCGUAGCGAGCACAUCAUCAUCAAAACCACGAAAAACGAAACCAUUGCCAACAGCACCACGCCUACCACCUCCUUCAACUACUACACUUCCUCCGGGGAAACAGACCAUGUUAUCGUGCACGGUCGGGCACCACGCCGUGAUGAUGGAUUUGGUGCCCCCCGAUGGAACAUGCGACAACAUAUUCUACACGGACGUCUUCUUCAACGACAAGAACAACAAGAUAGAGCCACUGUACAGCGACACCGCCUUCAAUGUGGUCCGGUCCGCCGCAUCGACGUACUCAAAGACAACGUUCGGAACUUCGAUGUAUCCGGGGACCAUUGGCCAAUUGAUACGCAGCAAACAGCUGGAGGUUCAGAACGCUAUGACCAAACUCUUCAACGCCAACUUCGUGCACUUCGGCAUGCUGAAUGUAGAUGAUAUAGAGGACUACGACACGCUCAAAGGUGGCCCACUCCGGUACUUGGACAUUGUGGGAGAUUUCCUAAAUACACCUGGCCACCACUGCGCCUUGGGAGUAGGAGUCGUCAAUGGAAGACCAGGUGCACUUAUCCUGGACAAAGCCAAACUAGCCACCCAACAUUUCCCCAAGAUAACCAUGAUCGUCAUCAAAGUACACACGGAAAGAGCCAAAAACCUUGGACGGCUGUACCCUAUUGCACCGAACCCCGAUUCUGUGAACACAACCUCUUACAUCACGCUGUCAUUGCCGUUACUGGGCAAGAAUGUAAAGCAGCGUCUGCAAGAACUGACCGAGAGUAACCUGACCGAGAGCCGCCGGCGCUACGCCCUGCUAUCGUUCGCCAUGUUCGCGCGGACGUACCGUAUGCCGAAGAGGUGGACUGAUGCCGGCAAUAGAAACACCCCCGCUCAAAAAGGCGCCAUCAUGGAAUACCGGAUGGUAUGCCGGUACAGCAACAUUGCGAAUGAGCCCCUGUACAAGGGUUCCUCAUACGUGGCGAACACGACCACCAAGUUUCUGGCAAUUUUCGACACCACCAAGAAUGUAAAAGACAUGAUCGCCUUACGCAAGAGAUACGAAAUGCCAGCCAGAUUCGGGGGCAUAAUGGCUUAUCGAGCGGACAUGGACGAUUACGCCGGCAGCUGCGGCGAAGGAGUGUUCCCUCGACUCAAAGUCCUCAAGAGCCAGCUGUUGAAGUGACGUAGCGUUUUCAUUCGCUCAAUAGGGUGGCAGCUCCAAAGUGUCGGUCACCACAUGAGCUCGCUUUAUUGCUGGACAAGGCGUGAAGCCCAGGCCUCAUAUCUCAGAGGGUCACGAGGCAACCGCAUAGAACAUUUCGCUUUGUCUGCUUGUUUCUUGCUCUUCCUUCUUCAACGUAUAUAAAAAAUGGUAUUUUUCGAUCUA